This is a messenger RNA of Strongylus vulgaris, 704 nucleotides long. The record is from the annotation of a GenBank genome assembly. NCBI's taxonomy places the organism in Eukaryota, Metazoa, Nematoda, Chromadorea, Rhabditida, Strongylidae.
GCAGUGCUUCUUCGGUUGGAUCAUUUGAAUCUAAUGCGAGAGCAUCUCCUGUACGCGCUGAAAUGGACCAAGUGGAUAGCUACAUUGAACUCUUUUACGAAGACACACCGGAAAAGAAUCGCGGCGCUUUGUGCAUCUUAGAAUUGACCAAAACCACUGCGAAUUUGGAAGUACUUAUCGAAAAUGAAACAUUGAUUGGAGCCUUAGCACGUGUUUUCCGUGAGGAUUGGAAGAAAAACUUUGAUUUAGCCACUACCAUAGUCCGCAUUUUCGUACAGUUUUCUUAUUACAACCAGUUUCAAGCUGUUCUUUCUCAUCACAAGAUCGGUGCACUUUGCAUGAAUGCGAUGGAGUAUGAGCUGAAGCGCGCUGAUGUUUGGGCUGCUGAAGCUCAAAAUUCCGAUGAGAAAACUGCUCGCAAAUGUAGAUUAGCCAUAAGAAAGCAGCAGGUCUUAUUAGCAGCAUGUAUAUCGCUUCUCAUCAAUUUGGCGCACGACAUUAACGUAGAGUUGAAAAUGGUGCGACGUGACAUUGUGCCAAUGCUAAUGAAGUGCUUGACGUUUCGCGAUUCAGCCGAACUAACGUUAGCCACUGUGCAGUUUCUGCUCAAACUGAGCAUAUUUGAAGAGAACAAAGUGGCACUGGUGAGUACAGUAUUUCUUUCUGUCUACUUUGAAUCAGAUUCCCAUAGGAUUUGUUUAGGA